Paramuricea clavata is the source of this 1549-nucleotide messenger RNA. Lineage: Eukaryota; Metazoa; Cnidaria; Anthozoa; Malacalcyonacea; Plexauridae. The record is from the annotation of a GenBank genome assembly.
AUGGCCGCUGAUGAAAAUUAUGACCUAAAUGAAAACCCUUUUAAACCAAGACAUUAUUUACCAUCUGAACAAUUUUCCUUUACCGCUGUUGAACGUGAAGAAGUUGAAUCUAUUGUUAUGUCUAUGGCACCAAACAAAGCUCCUGGGAACGAUAAAGUUCCGAUACAUGUAAUCAAAACUUGCUUGACUGUAAUUUCACCUACCAUCACUUCAAUUAUCAAUGCCUCACUAUUAACCUCUAGUUUUCCGAGCGUAUGGAAAAACGCUGAAGUUGUUCCUAUCCACAAGAGUGGUGAUCAUGAGAUCGCAAAUAAUAAUAGACCUAUAUCGCUAUUGCCAGUGCUAUCAAAGAUCUGCGAACGAGCAGCUUAUAAUCAGUUUUCGACCUACCUUCUCUUGAAUGAUCGUUUAUCGUCUAAACAAAGUGGAAACAAGCAUCUACACUCAACAGAAACCUCGGUAAUUCAGACUACAGACAUGAUCUUGAAUGCCAUUGACAAGAAACAGCUAACUGCGAUUGUAUUACUCGACAUGAGCAAAGCAUUCGAUAGCAUAGAUACCACGACUCUGAUUACUAAGUUAGAAGAUGUUGGCGCGUCUUGUCAGGCGAUUCAAUGGUUCCAAAGCUACCUAACAUCCAGGUAUCAAGUAGUAAGAAUACAAACAACCUUAUCCGAGCCUUUAGAGGUAAAGAGUGGAGUACCUCAGGGAAGUAUACUUGGGCCACUUCUGUUUAGUAUUUAUGUGAACGAUUUGCCAUCAGUUCCACAACAAUGUUCUCCCUAUUCCUAUGUCGAUGACACAAAACUCCUAAUGUCGUUUUCUCUGCAACACCAACAAAGAGCUGUCUCAGAAAUAAAUCAAGAUCUCUUGAGAAUACGUAAUUGGUGUUUUGAUAACAAGUUACUGUUAAACCCAGGAAAAACUAAGGCCAUGAUAUGCGGUAGCAGACAGAUGAGAGCAAAACUUCCUAAUUUUCGCCUCUCACUUCUCGGUAAAGAAAUCAUUCCUGUAACAAGCGCCAAAGAUCUCGGCGUAAUCUUGGACUCUGGUAUGACGUUCGACAGCCAUGUACAAGCCACUAUCUCCUCAUGUAUGUCUCGUUUAGGUCAAAUAAACCGCGUGAAACAUUGCUUUGACAAACACACAUUAACAAUUAUUAUUAACUCUCUAGUUUUUUCAAAAUUAUAUUAUUGCUCUACAGUCUGGAGCAACACUUCUCAAACAAAUUUAAAUAAGGUACAGGUAGUGCAGAACUUUGCAUGUCGAAUAGUUAGCGGAGUUGGCAAAUACGAUCAUGUCACACCAAUUCUGCAAGAACUAAAGUGGCUUCCUGUUCGACAGUAUUUAUAUUUUCGUGAUGCAGUCAUGGCAUUUAAAUGCAUGACAGGAAACGCACCUGCAUACCUAACUGAGCAGUUUGUGAGACGAGGUGACAUUUCAUCUCGCGUUACUAGGAACUCGAGCAUGAUUGAAACUCCUUUACACAGAACAGCAACUGGGCAACGAUCCUUCAAAUUCAGAAUGGCCACAAUUUGGAAUUCCUUAA